UCUGUUGUAUAUUACUCCUCUGUAACCAGCAUGUAGCACCGUGCCCCUGUGAGACACAACAUCUAAUUUCACUAUAUGUACACACACGUAGCAGAAAUGACGAUAAAACGUAGGUCAACCUAGUCCCAAGUGAAAUGAAAACUAUGGCUACUGAGGCAAACCCAUAAUAAGUCCUGCACUGUGAAAAAAAACCCAUUAAACAUUAAAGUAACUUUGCAACUACAUGUUAACUAGCAGUUAUUAGAUUAUUAGCAGCCUGUUUUGUUAUUAACUUUUUAAUACUUGGUGUUUAAAUAUACGUGUACAAUAUACGUUUACAAGGCUCCUUAAAGUACAUAGUUUUAAACAUUCAUCGCUCUUUGCACCACGUUAUCAAUACAAGGCAAAUUACCCAGAGGUCACUGGCUUUUUGUUUGCACUUCUGCAGACACACGGUCCACAUUUUCUGUGAAAUCAGACAACCGGCUUUUGUACUCGGCUGAGGAAUCUAUAGCGAACCAAUUUUCUCUCACAAGACAGUGUUUCAUGGGUUGCUGGGCGCUGGCUCAUUUGUAAUAUCACACUUUACUGCCUCUUCUCAUAUAUCGCUGCUCUUUUCAUUGUUCCUCACUGCAUUUUAUAUUUAAGUUAAAAGACUGGUGCGCGAUACCACAAUACACGCCUCAGAUGAAGAGACUUGAACAUAUCAGGGGUCAUUUGUCAGCAGAGAAGAAUAUGAACAUAGCAGCUACCCUGCCGAGUCCCCUCACAACUCAUGUGCUGAAUAUAGACCACGGAGUUCCUGGAGCCAACAUGACCAUCAGCCUCCAUCGCCUAAACCCCAUGUCAUCAGAGUGGGAUUUGCUUACAACAGGGAUAACUAAUGAUGAUGGACGGUAUCCUGGGUUAAUCAGCAAAGAAAGGUUCAUUGCCGGUGUGUAUAAGAUGCGUUUUGAGACUGGAAAAUACUGGGAUGCUUUAGGGGAGACGUGCUUCUAUCCAUAUGUAGAGGUGGUCUUUACCAUCACUGAUUCUUUACAGAAGUACCAUGUUCCUCUGCUUCUGAGCCGUUUCUCUUAUAGUACAUAUAGAGGAAGUUAGAUAUAAGGUUAAUGCAUCUUUCAGUGCAAGUUAAUGUUUUCUGUACUCUACUAACACUUCAUAAUAGUUUUUGGUUUUGGUUGAUAAUGAGUUAAUAAUUGAAUAAACAUUAAUAGAUAUUUGUAGAUGAUUCAAAUGUCUUAACAUACAAAUGUGUUGUCAUAAAAUUGUUUUUGCAAAUCAAUUAAUCAUUAUUAAAUACAUAAUUUGAAGAUAUAU
Messenger RNA from Puntigrus tetrazona (Sumatra barb), 1299 nucleotides. It is a transcript of the gene uraha, whose product is annotated as urate (5-hydroxyiso-) hydrolase a. The coding region runs from base 667 to 1080 and encodes 137 amino acids. The transcript has 4 exons. Lineage: Eukaryota; Metazoa; Chordata; Actinopteri; Cypriniformes; Cyprinidae. Gene Ontology annotation, biological process: purine nucleobase metabolic process. Gene Ontology annotation, molecular function: hydroxyisourate hydrolase activity. The record is from RefSeq and is a predicted model, not a curated record.